Messenger RNA from Tetranychus urticae (two-spotted spider mite), 2977 nucleotides. RefSeq lists its product as uncharacterized. Gene Ontology annotation, cellular component: nucleus; cytoplasm. The record is from RefSeq and is a predicted model, not a curated record. Lineage: Eukaryota; Metazoa; Arthropoda; Arachnida; Trombidiformes; Tetranychidae. Gene Ontology annotation, biological process: proteolysis; protein desumoylation. Gene Ontology annotation, molecular function: SUMO-specific endopeptidase activity.
AAAGUAGACGAGAUUGUUUUAGUGCUGAUUAUUUUCAUAAAUUUAUUCAAUUAUCGUUAAUUAGCUGAUAUACUUUGGCUGUUAUUUAUAUUCGUAUUUAAUGCCUGCUUUCAUCUUCUAUCAGUGUAAAUGAUAAUCAAGGAAAUUCAUCUUCAACAUUACCUUAAGUAAAAGUAAUCAUAACAAUUAUUUUUUCUCCCUUUUCCAUUACUUUUUUAUCUAAACUUCCUAUGGAUAUUGAUCCGAUUCCCGAAGAAAUCAUCUUGAAUAUUCGAAAUGUUUUCUUUGGUACUCAUAGAGUUGUAUGUGAGAAUAUUAGUUUGGCAACCAAUGGUCUUAAAUUUAAUAAGGUCGCCUUGACUCGAGACAAUUCGCGUUUCAAUAUAACCAUUCCACCAACGGAUAUUCAACAAGCAUGGUUCUGUCCUGAUUUAGUUGUCGGCUGUCGAACUUUAUUAAUCAAAACUGUUCCUGAUUCUGGCUCUAAAAUUUGUGCAGCACUUCAGUUGAAACCUAAUGUAAAUCACUCUGAUGAAUACUCUGAAGAGGAAUCAAUUCGAGUUACUAUCCAAUUCGCUGGCGACGAAAGUGGUUCAGUUCAGGAGCAAUUGAGUCAAUAUUUUUCCGCUUUUACAAAUUUAGAUUGGGAUCUCGAGAUUAUUGAAUCUGCAGAAGUUGUUGAAUACUUGGAAUAUUUGUAUAAGCAACUUGCAACACCAAAAACACCUCCGUCUCCAUCUCCAUCAUCAACGCCACCAUCUUCAUCAUCACCUCCACCUCCAUCAUCUCCACUUCCACCAUCACCUCAGCCUCAGCCUCAACCAUCAACCCCGCCAUCAACCCCACCUGUAGAGCACUUAAUCAAGGAGAAUGAUGAUCCGAUCAUCCAAUGUGCAACAGUUUUGAAUCGUUCAACUAAAACAUAUUCAAGUUUACUACCCAAAAUGCAUCCCAGUAGAACCUCAUCUCCUAAAACUCCUUCAUCCCUUAGGCCUAAACUCAAUAUACAAAGAUUGCGUUCAAAUGACCCACCUUCUAUCAUCGAUAUCGAAAUAGAUGAUGAAGACGAUACCGAAAAUCAGAGUAACCUUAAUGCCUCAGGAACAUCAUGCAGUGAUAGUGACAUAGUCUUGGACUACCCACCUGGAGAAAGUGAUAGUAUCACCAUCUAUAAAAGAGAUCUCACCUGUCUAGAAGAAGGUGAAUUUCUCACUGAUACAAUAUUAGGCUUCCAUUUAAAAUAUAUCCAUAGGCAUUUAACCGAUCCGGGUAUUGCUGGAAGGACUUAUAUAUUUAGUACAUUUUUUUAUGUCAAAUUAACUAAAUCUCGGAAAGAGGACACACAGCUAUCAACAAAUAUUGCUGAUAGAUACUACAACAGGGUUAAAAACUGGACAAAAAAUCUUGAUAUAUUUGACAAAGAUUAUUUAAUUAUUCCAAUUAAUAAAUCAUAUCAUUGGUUUCUGGCAAUCAUUUGUUAUCCAAAAAAAGUACCUGACCAUGACGAAAUUUUGCCCAUUGAGAUUGAAAAAAAUCCUACGAGGCCUUGUAUUUUAUUUAUGGAUUCAUUACAAGGAGCUAACAGACGCUACCGUCUAGCUGAACCAAUCAGGCAUUUUCUAGCCAAAGAAUGGGAAUUUAAAAAGAAGACGAAAAAAAAUUUCAGUAGCCACGUAAUGCCAGAAUACUAUUUGAAGGUGCCCAAGCAAAAUAAUCACUCUGACUGUGGUCUUUAUGUCCUACAAUAUGUUGAAAGUUUCCUAAGGAAUCCUGGAAAUUUACUUGAAAAAGUUAUCUCUAACUCCAGUUUAGAUGGUUGGUUUCACUUGUCAUUAGUCGCAAACAAGCGUCGAAAUAUUAAAAGGUUAAUCAACAGGCUGAAAGAGGAAAACGGGAAAAACAACUCGGUUAAAAUGGAGACUGAUAGCUGAUUUUGCGCUGAGCGCGCUUCAAAGAGCUGCUAUUUUUAUUAUUAUUCAGAUCUAAAUAUUCAGAGUUCAUCCCAAUCAAGCUUUCAUCAAUUCCUGUGAGUGACUCGCACCAUGAACGAUCUGAUUCAAUGUGACAAUGUAAAAAUCCAUGCAAAUAGUGAGAAAGAAUUGUGUAAUUUAAAUUGAAACUAAAGUAUAAUGCAAUAUGAUUCACAAUUCCUUCUGUUCCUUCCUUUUUUUUGGGGUCAACGUUCUGCUCAGAGUUACUGAAAAUGGUUCAUUUAUAAACCAUCAUCAUCAUCACGAGUACCAUUAUCAUUGGAAUGAAUCUACUUUCAAUAAUUUAAAUAACCGUCAUUGUUAGACAAAGCUCAAUAAUACCUUGUUAAUUGGUAAAAUUGGCGUAAUUGAUAAAAUGUCAAAAAUCAAAAACCAUUGACUUGAAAUUGUGAUCAAAGUUAAAUUAAAACAUGGACAAGGACUGGUUGAUCUUCAACUUGAAUCAGCUACAAUUGAUGUUGUUUUUGCAGCCGGAAUGGAUGGUAGGCUAAUCAUAUUGGGCGGUUGUUGGUUUGGACCUUCAACGAAAUUCAUACAAGACGAACAAAUUAACACAUUUGAUGGAUUAUUUUGUUUCCAUCUUCUAUAAUCUUUACGGAGCUGUUUAAGAGCCAUGAUUGUUGAAAUUGAAAAAACUGUUGAAUACAGCACAAUGAAGAAGAAAAGCAUUCUAUUCCAUUUUGGUAAAAGAAUGCUGUGCGAUUGUUGAUAUUGAAUAAAACCAAGAUAAACAGUGAAAUAACUAAUGGUUAAAAAGAAGGCUGUUGAAACGAUUGUACGAUGGCGACUAUUUUGAUAAAAAUAUACACGAAAGUUCGCAUUACUUCGAAGGAUGGUCAGCUCAUUGUGAUAUGUUUGGCAACUUGUGCAUCGUAAAGUCCUUAGAUUUUGAUUCAUUUGUAAACAAUUUUCUGUAACAAAAUGUCCGCCUGUCCAAUAAAGAAAAUCAAAUCUGAAAAAAAAUCACAUUAACACCAACACUUGAA